AUGGGGACUGAUGCUGCUGAAGAAGUGGAGACACUUCCAUAUCCGUAUUCUUUCAACGUGCAUGACUCCAUAUGUACAGAGUUGCUGAAGUUGGUUGAUAGAGUUUCUAAAAUAUUUCCAGAAAUUGAAGCAGCUCGACCUCGAUGCUCGUCUGGAAUACAGGCACUAUGCUUGUUAAACAAUGCACUUGAGAAAGCCAAGCAACAUCUUCAGUACUGUUGCGAGUCAAGCAAACUAUAUUUGGCAAUAACAGGGGAUGCGGUUGUCUCAAAAUGUCAAAGAUCAAGGAACUUAUUGGAACAGGGUUUAGGCCAAAUUCAAACAAUGGUUCCAGUAAUAUUGGCUGCUGAGAUAUCUCAAGUUAUUGAUGAUCUUAGGGCAGCAAUGUUUAUGCUGGAUUCCUCUGAGGAAGAGGCUGGCAAAGCCAUGCGUGAAUUGCUCCAGCAGGACAAUUUAGGAUCUGAUUUGGUGAUAAAUUCUGAAAUCAAAGCUAUUCAACUUGCAGCUCCUAGACUGCAUAUUACAUCCCAAAAGGCCAUACUGAUAGAAAAAAGAUCUAUUAAGAAGCAGCUAGAUAAAGCUGGUGGCAAUGACCCGAGAAAAAAGAGUAUCUUAAAUUAUCUUAUGCUUCUAUUGAAGAAGCAUGGACACUUGCUCAUUGAAGAGCAAACAGAGAUUCCCAAAGCUCAGCAUGAAGGAUUAUUUUUGCCAAAGAAGCCUGGUGAUGGUUCCUUUCAUAGGCAAUACAAUCAAGUAGAGUCUCUUAUAGGAUGUGAGCAGUAUGAGACUCAAACUGACAUGUUUAGUACAGCUACACCCCCUGAAGAAUUCAAGUGUCCUAUAUCUAUGAGAGUGAUGUAUGAUCCUGUUGUCAUUGCUUCUGGACAAACAUUUGAAAGUAUGUGGAUACAGAAGUGGUUUGAUGAGGGUAAUGAUACAUGCCCAAUAACCAAAGUGAAACUGGCUCAUUGUUCAUUGACUCCAAACGCAGCCAUGAAAGACCUAAUAUCAAAGUGGUGUGUGAAGUAUGGAAUCACCAUUCCUGACCCACGCAUUCAAGCAUCGAAGUUAUUGGACAUUUCUGCUAAUUCCAUCGCUAGUUUAGGCAGUUCCAUGAAUUAUCUACACCUUCCGCUGGAUCUUAGUAAUAUAUCACUUGGGUCUUUAGAUGCUAGUUACAUUUCAGAUUCUUCACGAUCUAAGGUUGCAAAUGGAUCAAAUUUGAUUUCAAUACAGAAUAAUGAUGAUUCCUAUAGACGCCAUUCUUAUGCAGAUAUGAAUCAGCAAGACUUGAAGAUUCUGUUUGGACUUGCUGAGCUUCCCUGGGAAUCUCAAUGCAAGACGGUUGAAGAUGUCAAGAGUCGUUUGCAGUGUAAUGAUCAAUUUUGUCAUUCAUUAUCAUCUGAGAAUUUUGUUGAACCUCUAUUUAGAUUCUUGAGGGAUGCUCACGACCAACAAGAUAUAGGUGCCCAGAGAUUUGGAUCUCAAUCUUUGCUUUCAUUUGUCAGCAAAAACAGAAGUGGAAUAUCAUACUUACAUGAAGACGCCUUUAAUCUGUUGUCAUUGCUUCUUGAUUCUGAAGUAAUUGAAGAGGUUCUUGCCAUAUUUGAAGUGCUGUCUGGCCACCCAUGUUGCCGACCUAAAAUCACUGCAUGUGGUGCUCUUGUUUCUAUCCUAAAAAUCCUCGACUCCCAUCGGACAGAAUUCCACAAACAAGCCAUUAGAAUUCUGCAUAAUUUGUCCUCAAACAUAGAUACUUGUUCCCAAAUUGUAUCUAUGGAGUGCAUCCCAAAAUUGGUGCCUUUGAUAAAGGAUGGCAAUCUUUCAAGAUAUUCUAUAGUUCUAUUAAGAAAUUUGUGUGAUGUUGAGGAGGCUAGGGUUUCUGUUACUGAAACAAAUGGAUGCAUUGCUGCCAUUGCUGAACUACUUGAGAGUGGCAGUCGUGAGGAACAAGAGCAUGCAGUGGCUAUUCUGCUUUCCUUAUGCUCUCAGCGUCUUCAAUAUUGUCAGUUGGUCAUGGAUGAAGGUGUUAUCCCUUCCCUUGUUGAUAUAUCUAUCAACGGAACUGACAAAGGGAGAGCGAGUGCUUUGGAAUUGCUGCGGCAGUUAAGAGACAUUGAAUAUGAUAACGAGCAAGAAGGCUUUGUUUCUGAUCUUGAUGCUGAUAGAGAUGCCAACCACCAAACAAGAGAGAAGAAAUCAUCGCCCAAGACAUCUGGAUUUUUCAAGAAUUUAUCAAUGUUCUCCAAACGCAGUUCUUUUGCAUCAAAAAAGAAGAGAUGA
Dovyalis caffra is the source of this 2283-nucleotide messenger RNA. Lineage: Eukaryota; Viridiplantae; Streptophyta; Magnoliopsida; Malpighiales; Salicaceae. The record is from the annotation of a GenBank genome assembly.